Messenger RNA from Priapulus caudatus, 396 nucleotides. Its product is annotated as MTSS1-like protein. Gene Ontology annotation, molecular function: phospholipid binding; actin binding. Lineage: Eukaryota; Metazoa; Priapulida; Priapulimorpha; Priapulimorphida; Priapulidae. The annotation marks the transcript as partial. The transcript has 3 exons. Gene Ontology annotation, cellular component: cytoplasmic side of plasma membrane; actin cytoskeleton. Gene Ontology annotation, biological process: cell projection assembly; plasma membrane organization. The record is from RefSeq and is a predicted model, not a curated record.
UCAAUUUGCACCCUAUCUAUCUACUAAUGUGGCUCAAACCUCACUGCUAGCUACCAAUACUUGCCUGGUAGCGACGGUGGUAAUUAGUUACUGAUUCAAUCGGCAAGAUGUCCAACGAAAACGUCAAAGUGGAGAAGGUGAAGGUGGAGAAGGUGAGCGCCCAUCAGCCAGCUUUUGUGGACGUGAAUAGUUUUGCUAUCAUGGACAAGGAGUGCAGUGCCCUUGGAGGUCUAUUCCAGAGUGUUGUCAAUGACAUGAAGGGAAGUUAUAUUGUCUUUGAAGAUUUUGCAGCAAAGGCUCUGAAACUGCACCAGCAUCUAAAAGUGACGAGCCUCGCCGCAGCUGCAUUCCUCGACUCAUUCCAGCGAGUCGCUGACAUGGCAACGGGCACCAAAG